GUGGGGCGGCUCUGCGCGGCUCGGCCCCGCCCCUCCCGCGGCGGAGCGCUGGCUGGCAGAAGGCGGCCGGGGGGAUGCCUCACAGAACUGAGCUGUAUCAUGAAGUUCCACCAACAUGCUGGCCCAUUGUAUAUUCUCCAGACUACAACAUCACAUUUAUGGGAUUGGAGAAGCUACAUCCGUUUGAUGCAGGGAAAUGGGGGAAAGUAAUCAAUUUCUUGAAAGGGAAGAAGUUGUUGCCUCCUUGGCCCUGCUCAUCUAGGAAAAAUUUCUACGUGAGCUGGGUGAAUUGGCAAGAAGAAAAACUAAUUGCAGAUGACUUGAUUGUACAAGCACGAGAAGCUACUGAAGAAGAUCUGUUGGUUGUCCACACAAGACGCUACCUGAAUAAAUUAAAGUGGUCAUUUGUAGUGGCUACAAUUACAGAAAUUCCACCAGUUCUCUUUCUUCCCAAUUUCCUUGUUCAGAGAAAGGUGCUGAAGCCUCUAAGAACCCAAACAGGAGGAACAAUAAUGGCAGGAAAGCUUGCCAUUGACAGAGGCUGGGCAAUCAAUGUGGGUGGUGGCUUCCAUCACUGUUCAAGUGAUAAAGGUGGAGGAUUUUGUGCAUAUGCUGAUAUCACACUGGCUAUUAAGUUUCUAUUUGAAAGAGUAGAAGGAGUGUCUAAGGCCACUAUCAUAGAUCUGGAUGCUCAUCAGGGGAAUGGCCAUGAGAGAGACUUCAUGGAUGAUCAUAGGGUGUAUAUUAUGGAUGUGUACAAUAGAUAUAUUUAUCCAGGGGAUGGAUUUGCUAAACGAGCCAUAAAGCGGAAGGUUGAAUUGGACUGGGGUACAGAGGACACAGAAUAUCUUCAGAAGGUACAGACACAUGUGGAAGGGGCAUUAAAUGAAUCGAGGCCAGACAUCAUCAUUUAUAACGCUGGAACUGAUAUCUUGGAUGGUGAUCCACUGGGAGGUCUUGCUAUUUCACCUCAGGGAAUUGUUAAAAGAGAUGAAGCGGUAUUCAGGGCUGCCAGAAGCCACAGAAUUCCUAUCUUGAUGGUGACAUCUGGAGGCUAUCAGAAGAGGACAGCACGGAUAAUUGCUGAUUCCAUUCUUAAUUUGCACAACCUGGGGCUUAUUGACAAGGAGCUAGCAACCAGUGAAGCUAAAAACCCCAAGGUAGAACUGAUGAUUAGAGAAUCUAUUUUAGAUUUAACUAACCUGUCAUUGCAGUAAGACAGUACUGUUUUAGAAAGAAAAUUCACUAAUUGUAUAGUGUUUAUAUAUAGGAACAAAAAGUCUCCCCAGCUCUGUCAGGGUUAAUAUAAUAUAACAUGAGAGAAAGAUUUAUUUGCCUAUAAAACAUUAACAAAGUAGAGAUACUAGCUAGUCCCAGAAUGAUGCAAGUGUCUAACUUGCUUCUGAAGCACUCUUGAGUAGCUAUGGUAUGAAAGGCAGCAGAUCUUUGAGAAUUAAUUUAGAGAUAUACUCAAGGGCAGUGUAUUUUUGUUUAUAAUAUAUCGUAUAACUAGCUUUAAUUGUUUCUCUAAUUUUUAUGGAAAGUCUACUGUGUUAUUGAAAGGGUUGUACGGGUAGGCUCUAAAGACUGUCCCAGGCCACUUAGUAAUGGUGCAGUUGUUUCAGUAGAUGGGAGGAGGGAAAUUUUAAGCCCAGAAUAGAACAAUUUGAAUGAGAGGGCUUCUCAAUAAUUGCAAGGACAAUAAAAAUGCAAAUUGAAUUGUUUUUGUGCUGUACCUAUAUUUUCUGGAUUUUGAUAGUACAUUUUGGAAAUGUACAUAAGUAGAUGAGAUAAAAACUAGCAGAGAAAGGAGCAGUAUUGAGAAAGAGAGGAACAGACGAGAGGUGUGAAGGGUAAUGUGACAGUUGUGACAAUGUGCAUGUAGUUUGAGCAGAAUUUUCCACAAUAUCCUAGUAACGCAAAUUGUGCACUUUGGCACAUUUUAUUGUAACAUUAGAGACCCAUGUUGAUCCAAACAGUUGUCAGAAAUAUAUCCUCCAUUCAAUAAUUCAUAAUACUUCUCUGUAUAUUUAUUAUUCCUGUAAUAAUAAUGAGGAUCGUGCAACAUUAUUUGGUAAAUGUUCUGCUCUAAGUUCAGCACCUCUGGUUAAUCUGACAUCAGCAGAUAAUUCAAAAUGUUAAAGAAUCACAAUCUCUCACAUUUAC
Molecule: messenger RNA, 2166 nt
Organism: Trachemys scripta elegans
Lineage: Eukaryota; Metazoa; Chordata; Testudines; Emydidae
Gene: HDAC11
Product: histone deacetylase 11
Exons: 11
Coding region: 75-1217 (380 amino acids)
Molecular function (GO): histone deacetylase activity
Source: RefSeq, a predicted model, not a curated record